AUGGGUAGAGGAAGACCACCGUCCCAGCGUACCGAGGACGAGAAGCUGGCCAUCCGAAGGGAAAAAGUCAGGUUGAAUGUCCAAGCACACAGAGAGCGCCAGAAGUUGAAGAAGAAGCUCGAAGCGCUUAAUGCUCCGUGCCAACCUCCAAAGCUCCGAUGGGUUCAGGAGACGAAAUGGCAGUCCAAGAGGACAACAGACUCUGGCGAUCAGAAGCAAGUAUCGAAGCCAGAAGCACCACGCUGUGACAAGCAUCCGGCGUUGGAGGGCAGCCUUUCAAUCCCCCCGAGUCCUGAGAAGCAGUACACUCUUGGUCUUCUGGCCUUGUUUCGAUCACGCCUAUUGCCAGAACGUGUCACACUACGAUGUUCAGGACCUUCGGAACAGCGCUUGACGACACCGUGCGCCCCUUGGGUGGUGAGAGGCUAUGAAUUAGCUACCAUCAACGACAACCCUCUCCUGACUGGUAUGCUUCGUGCGCUGGGGCUCGCUUUGCUUGCCGGGGAGCACCAGCGAGAAGACAUCCAGCAUGUUGCGCAACGUAUUUAUCAGACGACUCUCCCAGGAGUCAGUCGGCAGCUCGGACUUUUGAUGGACGACUACAGGCACCGCUCCAACGACUACCCGGCAUUGAUGCUGUCCUGCCAUGCAGCUGCUAUGUUCGAAUUAAGCGCCAGCGGGUCGCUGCAUGCCAUCUCCCGUCAUGUGCGUGGCCUGGGCUGCUUGCUAGUCCAUCACUUUCUGGUGUCGAAAUCGAUGCCGGAAGAGAUGUUCGAUCUGUUGGAGGAAUACCGACUAUUCGAAAUUGUGUUUUGCCUCAUCAACCGCCAACAAUCAGUGCUUACCGGAACAACACUGGGCAGGGAAGCCACCUACCACAACAGCUCAGACUUUGGGAAUUGCCAUAUCAGCUCGUUCAGUAGAUUGGUUGAUCUCACCGGCAAUAUUCCCCCGAUCAUGGUUUACGUCGAUAACCUGAAAAGCAGGACUGGGCUAGGAGAGCGAGAACUUGAUCGGCUACACGGGUUUCUAAAGACACUUUUUGACACUACGAAUGAAUUCCAAACUUGGUCUGAAGACUUCCUUGCCAAUGAUGCCCGCUCAGUCGCCGAGACAGCAGCCUACAUUUCUGGGGAUGGCGAUCUCACAUUUCCCAAUCUUGAAGUAGUGGUGGCCUGGGCCUACUAUCUUUCGUUCAAAAUACACACUCUCGACACGUAUAUCUCUGUGAUCGAACAUGUCACUCUGAUCCAACAAUCCCUGACAAAUAUCGAGUUUGCCGUGGACAGCCCCGACACACAUGACGCCCAAUCCUGCAAUAUGAGCGAAAAGAUAGGACUGCUACGCUCGGAACUGGUCGAUUCGACGAAGCUUCUUCUUCGGUCAUUGCCAUACUUCUCAGAAAGCAGCUUAGGGUAUAUUGGACGCUCGCUAGUCGCAUUUCCCUUGGAAACGGCCAAACGUGCUCUCACCCAAGAGUUUGAACGACGAUCUGGCCUGACGUUGCCAGCAAGUGAUAUUGUUCUCUUGAACCUCUCUGACAACUGGGCCGAAGACAUCAUCGAUGGCCUAGCAGUCUGCAAGCAGAUUGCUACCAACGCGAUUGCAUCGGGAUGCGCAUUGUUCUCUGGGUAG
Molecule: messenger RNA, 1635 nt
Organism: Fonsecaea nubica
Lineage: Eukaryota; Fungi; Ascomycota; Eurotiomycetes; Chaetothyriales; Herpotrichiellaceae
Exons: 1
Coding region: 1-1635 (544 amino acids)
Source: RefSeq, a predicted model, not a curated record